Molecule: messenger RNA, 624 nt
Organism: Fusarium odoratissimum NRRL 54006
Lineage: Eukaryota; Fungi; Ascomycota; Sordariomycetes; Hypocreales; Nectriaceae
Exons: 4
Coding region: 1-624 (207 amino acids)
Biological process (GO): peroxisome organization
Cellular component (GO): peroxisome
Molecular function (GO): ATP binding
Source: RefSeq, a predicted model, not a curated record
AUGGGCUCAACUUCAGGUAUCACUCCUGAAGUCCUCCAGGAGUCGGAAAGACAUCGGCGGCUGGAACCGUCGCCAUGGUCACGGGCAAAGCAUGUUGAGUCCAACCCCGGGAAGAUCUUUGCUCUGGCAACCAAAUGGCAAGCAAUUUUGCUUCUUGACGAGGCCGAUGUAUUCCUAGAGAGCGGUGGGCCAGGCAAUAAAGUUCUGUCGACAGACAGGAAUGCACUAGUAUCAGAGUCGACAGAGAUCUUACGCAUCAGAGGGACGACAAAGCUUUGGGAGAGAAAGAAGCCGCCAACCAUUAGAGAAUCAUCCUUGGUGGAAAUUGAUGCCGCAUUCGCUCGGACCUUGGGGCUUUCUGAUGGACAAGAGGUCACUGUUGCAUUGCAUUUGGAAUCGCCCUUGGUGGACACCGUCAAUAUCGAGCCUCUUACGCGAGAGGACUGGGAGAUCAUCGAGCUUCACGCCAGCUUCUUGGAGUUUAGUUUGAUCAGACAAGUUCGCGCUUUGCCCAACUCAGGCUACAAUAGCUCCGGGGGUUCAGGCCAUUCAGAUCACCCUAUCACCCUGGCUACUACCUUAGGAGAAACCCAAGCCACGUUUGACCCAUCCGCGCCGUCUUGA